Messenger RNA from Mus pahari (shrew mouse), 3660 nucleotides. RefSeq names its product synapsin III (gene Syn3). Lineage: Eukaryota; Metazoa; Chordata; Mammalia; Rodentia; Muridae. Bases 231 to 1970 code for a protein of 579 amino acids. Gene Ontology annotation, molecular function: ATP binding. The transcript is spliced from 14 exons. Gene Ontology annotation, cellular component: synaptic vesicle membrane; synaptic vesicle. Gene Ontology annotation, biological process: neurotransmitter secretion. The record is from RefSeq and is a predicted model, not a curated record.
CCAAGCUGCAGCGCUCCCACAGAUCCCAUAAUUGGCGGCGCCAGUCCGAGGUACAUGCGGGCCACCGUAGCUGGCACUGUCGGUAAACAGAGUCCUGUGAAGUCCACUUCCGGUGGUGCUGAAGCUCUACGAUCCUCUGACCCCGAGCCUCCAGCUCCCUGUAACUGGCAACCUGCAUCUCAAACCUCAUCGAGUUUUGUGUGGACGGAGGAUCCCUAUCUAUCGCAGCCAUGAACUUCCUCCGGAGGCGGCUGUCUGACAGCAGCUUUGUGGCCAACCUGCCCAAUGGCUACAUGCCGGACCUGCAGCGCCCAGAGAGCUCCAGUAGCUCCCCAGCAUCCCCGGCCACAGAGAGGAGGCACCCCCAGCCCCUGGCUGCCUCCUUCUCAUCUCCAGGAUCCAGCCUGUUCAGCUCCUUCUCCAGUGCCAUGAAACAGACCCCACAGGCCCCCUCGGGGCUGAUGGAACCACCCACUCCUGUCACACCCGUGGUUCAGAGACCCAGGAUCUUGUUGGUUAUCGAUGACGCCCAUACAGACUGGUCAAAGUAUUUUCAUGGGAAGAAAGUGAAUGGCGACAUUGAGAUCCGAGUGGAACAGGCUGAGUUCUCUGAGCUGAACCUGGCUGCUUAUGUUACCGGAGGCUGCAUGGUGGACAUGCAAGUUAUGAGAAAUGGCACCAAAAUUGUGCGGUCCUUCAAACCUGACUUCAUCCUGGUCCGACAGCAUGCCUACAGCAUGGCCCUGGCUGAGGACUACCGGAGCCUGGUCAUUGGCCUCCAGUAUGGAGGGCUUCCUGCUGUCAACUCUCUCUACUCCGUAUAUAACUUCUGCAGCAAGCCUUGGGUGUUCUCUCAGCUCAUUAAGAUCUUCCAUUCCUUGGGUCCUGAGAAGUUUCCACUAGUGGAGCAAACAUUUUUCCCCAACCACAAGCCAAUGCUCACAGCCCCGAACUUCCCUGUGGUGAUCAAGCUGGGACAUGCCCAUGCUGGCAUGGGAAAGAUCAAAGUAGAAAACCAGCAUGACUACCAGGACAUCACCAGCGUGGUGGCCAUGGCCAAAACCUAUGCCACCACGGAGGCCUUUAUUGACUCCAAGUAUGACAUCCGCAUACAGAAGAUUGGAUCCAACUACAAGGCAUACAUGAGAACCUCCAUCUCUGGAAACUGGAAGGCCAAUACAGGCUCUGCUAUGCUGGAGCAGGUGGCCAUGACGGAAAGGUACAGGCUGUGGGUGGACAGCUGCUCAGAAAUGUUCGGCGGCCUAGACAUCUGCGCUGUCAAGGCUGUCCACAGCAAGGACGGCAGAGAUUAUAUCAUCGAGGUCAUGGACAGUUCGAUGCCCCUGAUUGGAGAACAUGUGGAAGAGGACAAGCAGUUAAUGGCUGACCUUGUUGUCUCCAAGAUGAGCCAACUCCUGGUGCCAGGGGCCACGGUGCCCUCACCCCUGAGAGCUUGGGGUCCACAGACUAAACCUGCAAAAUCUCCAGGGCAAGGCCAGCUAGGACCUCUGCUAGGACAGCCCCAGCCAAGGCCACCUCCACAAGGGGGCCCUCGUCAGGCUCAGUCUCCUCAGCCUCCCAGAUCUAGGAGUCCAUCGCAACAGCGACUCUCCCCACAAGGCCAGCAGCCUGUGAGUCCCCAGUCAGGAUCUCCACAGCAGCAAAGGUCACCAGGCUCUCCACAGCUCUCCCGGGCAUCUGGUGGCAGUUCUCCCAACCAGGCCUCCAAGCCAAGUGCCAGCCUCAGUUCACACAACCGGCCUCCUGUGCAGGGGCGCAGCACCUCCCAGCAGGGUGAAGAGCCCCCAAAGUCGGCAUCACCUCACCCCCACCUCAACAAAUCUCAGUCCCUGACUAACAGCCUCAGCACAUCAGAUACCUCCCAUCGAGGGACCCCAAGUGAAGAUGAGGCCAAGGCUGAGACAAUCCGCAACCUGAGGAAGUCCUUCGCCAGCCUCUUCUCUGACUAGCCCUUAUCCAGGCGGGAAGAUGGGCGGGCGGGCAGGCAAGAAGACUUGAUCACUGGAGCCUUUCUCUGGUUCCUUCCUUCUCAGCCUUGGUUCCUGACAGAAAUAUGCUUCCUAAAGAUGCAGGAACUGGCGAUCUACACCCAUUCCCCCCUCCUUGACCAUGACAUUCCAAUGCUGUCUGACUAAACGGUAGCCUUGAGAGCACCUAGGUUCCUCAACACGGGCCCUCUAGACAGACAAGGCAUCACUACAUCCACCAUAUGCCUGCUCCCCUGCCGCCAGUACCAAGUGAGAUGUCUAUGUGUCUUGUUUUUGCAGUCUUAUUAGUAUUUUGCUUGCCUUUGGGCAGAGGCCCCCUUCUAGGCCUUGACUCACCUCCAUCAAAUGCAUACAUUGUAGUCGGACCUCAGCAACACAAGAGGCAAUACUUUUUAAGCGGUGUUUCUGCAAACAGAAAUAGGGAAGCCCAGCGUGGGAGCCCACUACUCACCUAAAGCUAACUAAUGCCAUUGUUGCUGGGAGUAGGCUGACAAAGGCCCCCAUCACAGCUGGCCCUCAUGGUGACCUUGAUGUCAGCAGAAAGAAGCUAGACUCUAUGCAACAAGUGGGACCUUUCAGAACAGGACAGAGGAAAACCCACAGAGCCAACAGCAGGAAUCCAGAAGAGAGAGCUUCUGUUCCCUGGGGAGAGGGACACUGGAGGAUUGUGCCUGUCUGACCUCACACAGAAUCUGUUCUUUUUCAUCCUUAAGGCUAGAUGAGAACCCAGAGAAAAUAGAUGGCUCCCUGACACAGGAUCAGAAGACCCAGUGAUGGUUCAGCAUCUUACCUGCUCUGAAAAAGGAGUAGGUCACUCAAUUUAUAGUGGGAGAUCCUUCAAAAACAGGGUAUGGUUUUCUUUAGGAGCUACUGAAGCCUUUUGGAAUUUCUUCCAGAAAAAGUUCCACUCCAACCUUGUUUCAACGUAGCCACAGUGACUACGAUGGUUUGCUGCCGAGCUGGGCAACAUGGUUCUGAUUCCCUUUCCAGUGGUCUUUCCCCUGCACCGGAUGGCCUCCCAGGACCACAUCACCAAGCACCUGGUGCUAGAAACAUUGUAGGUGCCAGAAGCAGCCUCCUGGUUCCCAGACUGACCCAGGACAUCAGAACAGAGCCAUGUUUUUCUCUAUAUACAGCCCCUGUGGCCACCUAAGGUGUGCCCUCCCUGCACUGUCUAGGGGAGGGAAGAGCUAUGAACUGAAGAAGCUCCUGGUUAUGCUUGAGUUCUGCAUAUUGUCUGGUGAUCAUCUGAGGCCUCCUUGGGUCUCCAGGAGCAUAGAGGCAGUCACUACGGUUUCUGGGGAGUUUGUUUUUUGAAACAAUCUCACUCGGCAACUCAGGCUGGCACAGAAUGUAUUAUGUAGCCCACACAACUCUCAAACUCAGCGAUUCUCCUGCUUUAUCAGCAUCCCAAGUGCUGAGAUUACAUUUACGAACCUCCACACCCAGCAAGCAAUCCAUCACUUUUUGGUCUUCCCAGCCCAGACAUGAGUGGCAGAAGCAAAGCGUAGAGACCCUCUCCUGCCUUGGUCCACUUAGACCCCUGCAUUUCUGCAGAAUGCACCUUCCAGCUGAUUUCCAGCAGGGAUCAGCUUAGUAUCAAAAGUGGUAGCUUUGCCACUGGCUGCUAGAGAUCCAGUUAGCCCUCAAG